Messenger RNA from Dimorphilus gyrociliatus, 1480 nucleotides. The record is from the annotation of a GenBank genome assembly. NCBI's taxonomy places the organism in Eukaryota, Metazoa, Annelida, Polychaeta, Dinophilidae.
AUCUAGUGUGAUUUACUUCGAGUAUAUACGAUUACGCAUUUGUCGGCGGUUAAGCGUAUGGUGGUUCAGUUCUUUGUUCGGAUUCAGUGAGAAAAUGGAAGAAUAUCCUCAAUUAUUCGUAACGUUGUAGUAUUAUCUGUGAUUUGUUAAUAAUAUAAGAAUUUCACAAGAGGACUGAAAACGUUUCGGUUUCACGUCGUGACGUAAUUGACUCAUUUUUAUAAAAUAAUAAUAUAUCUAAAAAACAUUUUGAGGCACGGAGAGCAUGCAAAGCCGAAAUAAGGCGAAUAUCAGGAAUAGAGGUCCUCCACUCACACAAGGAGCUUUUCAUGCCGCGUCCGCAAUAACGGAAGAGCACGUUGAGCAGGAGUUUCAGAAUAAUUCUCCUGUACCUACACCUACUAUUGAGUAUCAAGCUCCAUGUUUUCCAAGGACAUCUCUAUCGCCAUCUCCCGAUUCGAACGAACCUUCAUUUAGUCAAAAUGUGACAAACUCGAGCGAAAAGAACACUAUAACAGACGACAAAUGUUUACCAAUUAAUGUUGGCCGUUACAAAAUUUACGAGCAGGUCGACCAAUCUUUUAACGGCGAAAUUAGAACAUGUAAAGGCAUAGAUAGGAUAACUGGAGAACAAAUCAUAUGUAAAAUUAUACCGAAAGAAAAGGAAAGAGUAUAUACUCAAGCCUAUUUACGAACUUGUCAUGAAAACGUGGCGCGUAUACGAGAGUUAUUGAAGGACUUAAAUAACGAUAAAUAUCGCUAUAUGAUAUUCGACAGGAAUUACGGAGAUUUACAUAAUUAUAUUAGAAAUAAGAAAAGAUUGAGGGAACUAGAAGCCAUGUAUUAUUUUAGGCAGAUUCUCGAAGCAGUUCAGCAUUGUCACGACUACGGUUUGUCUCUACGCGAUCUGAAACUGAAACGAUUCGUUUUUGUUGAUGAAGAACGACGAAAAAUUCGGUUGGAAGGUCUCGAAGAAGCUAACGUGAUUGAUAAUGAUCAAUUAAUGAAUAUAGAUAGAGCUGAUAAGAUAGCCUGUCCAGCAUAUGUGUGUCCAGAACUUCUAACUCUGGAAGUUGGUAAACCUUUUCAUGGACAAGCGGCUGAUAUAUGGUCUUGCGGUGUUAUGAUGUAUACUAUUAUUUUAGGAAGGUAUCCAUUUAAUGGUCAAAAUCCCAUCCAAGUCUUCACCGCAAUUAAAAAAGGAGUGUUCGACAUACCUGAUACAGUCUCCUCUAGGGCGAAGUGUUUAAUUAGAAAUAUGAUGAAAAGGGACCCUCUUAAAAGAUGGAAAAUAUCAAAAGCGUUAAAACAUCCGUGGUUCGAGAGAAUAACCUACGCUAAUCAUGAGCACGAUUGCAGAAUUCCAGAUAGACAAAAUACCGAUAUGAUACACAUUUAUAGAUUAGGUGAUGAAGUUGACGAUGACGGUUUCUCAAUUUAUGUCGAUCCUGACGAAGAUUUAUUGUCCAUUAUGAAUUAA